Molecule: messenger RNA, 4075 nt
Organism: Drosophila virilis
Lineage: Eukaryota; Metazoa; Arthropoda; Insecta; Diptera; Drosophilidae
Gene: drosha
Product: ribonuclease 3 drosha
Biological process (GO): pre-miRNA processing; rRNA processing; primary miRNA processing
Cellular component (GO): microprocessor complex; nucleus
Molecular function (GO): RNA binding; ribonuclease III activity
Source: RefSeq, a predicted model, not a curated record
AACUUUAAGGGCUACCGAAAGUAUGGCCAUUAUGGUCACUUUCGGCGAAAAAGUCUAGCUCAAGAAACAUAUUGUUAAAACAUAAUGUAUCAGCCACCUUUGCCGCCUCCACAGGAGUUUCCCACGCAACCUCCGCCACCGCCUCCCCCACCACCAGCUAAAACAAAGGACCUGUUGCCGCCCGGCUUGAAAACCGAAGCCCCACCUGGCACUAAUGAUCCGACUGUGUCACCUCCGGGCACCUUUGACUACGUGCAGCAAUUUUCGAGUGUGAAUAAUCCCUACCACACUCAAAGUUCUUCCACAAAUUACUUUAAAUACGCUGGACCGGCUUAUGCGCCAUACGCUGCAGGACCACCGCCACCGUACGCAGCCCCAUAUUCAUAUGACAGCUUCUCAUACAAGGAGGGUUACGGACAUACAAACUACCAUCAGCCGGCUGGCUCAUAUGACUAUGAGGCAUACGGAAAGAGUUCCUACUCAUACAAGUAUCAGGAACGAUAUGACUACACCCCAAACUAUCGACCGCCCAAUCAAAGAUACGCGAACUACAACAAUGCCAGCUACCAGGGGAACUACGGUGGCUACAAUUACGGCAAUCGCUACGAACCACGCUACUAUAAUCCACGACAAAUGCGUGCUGGCUUCCCUCCUGCGCCCGGGCGCACCAAUUUUAAGGGCGUGUCCAUGCGCGAUUGGAGCGAAUCGGCGUCGAAUCCGCCAAAGCUGGAAACGGAACGUGAUCGCCUUUUGCGUCAAUGGUGCUCCAACUAUUGUGAAAAGCCAGAGGAUUAUAUUAAGAAAAUGAACGCAUUAAGCGAGGCAGAAGUGCCAGCCGAGUCCUGGGUACGUUCUUCGCCCGCUGAGCUCUACUACGAACGCACCAAGACCGAGCAUGAGGUUAAGGCCAAGACACGUCUGCAUAAAUUGUGCGCUCUGUUCGAUGAUGAGCUCCUUCAACGCGCUGACCGUGUGCGCCAGACCUUGCCCGUUUAUGUACCGCCUGCGAGGAAAUCGCGACGACGUGCAUGCAAGCACAAGCACAAGUCGGAGGCGUGCUCCUCCAGUUCUGAUUCCGACUCGGAUGAGGAUGCGUUCAAAAUUGAGCAGGACUGCUGCAUGGAAGAGUUGUCGUGCAAGGUGCAGCAUCCGCAGCGGGUACAUCCCGAUCUAUGGCACAACGACGCCGGCGAGAUGAACGAUGGUCCGCUGUGCCGCUGCUCGGCCAAGUCGCGACGCAUUGGCAUACGGCACGGCAUCUAUCCCGGUGAAAAGGGCUAUCCGUUGUGCGAUAAGGAUACAAAUAAUGCGGCUAGCCUCUACCAUUAUCGCAUUACCAUAUCGCCGCCCACAAACUUUCUGACAAAGACACCGACUAUUAUCAAGCACGAUGAGCAUGAGUUCCUUUUCGAGGGCUUCUCUUUACUCUCCCAUGUGCGGCUUACCGAUCUACCUGUCUGUAAGGUGAUACGCUUUAACAUUGAGUACACUAUUGAGUACGACGAGGAGAAGAUGCCGGAGAACUUUACCAUACGCGAAUUGGAUUUGUUUUUUAAAUAUCUUUUCCAUGAGCUGCUGGAGCUGGUUGACUUCAAUCUGAUACCAAACGGCGCCAUAAAUGGCGAAGAAUCCUGUCCAGCCUUUCAUUUCUUGCCGCGCUUUGUGCGCGAGCUUCCCGACAACGGCAAAGAAGUGCUUGCCAUGUGCGAGGUGCUCAAGUAUCUACUGGAUAAUUCAGCCGAGCUGGUGGAGCGUCAACAAUUGCUGCACCUAAAUCAAAUCAGUCAGCAUGAGUGGCAAAAAUACGUGGACUUCAUCAAGGGCAUGCUGGUGACCAAGCCUGGGUAUAAGCCUUGUUCGCUGCGCGUCGAUCAACUGGAUCGCAACAAUUCAGAUUUGCCAGAGUGCUUGGAUCGGGAGACAGGCAUCUCGCAUCCGGCGAUUGUACACUUUGGCAUUCGGCCACCGCAACUAAGUUAUGCGGGCAAUCCUGAGUAUCAAAAGGCAUGGCGUGAAUAUGUUAAAUUUCGUCAUCUAAUGGCCAACAUGUCGAAGCCAUCGUUCAAAGACAAACGCAAGCUGGAGGACAAGGAGCAGCGACUGCAGGAGAUGCGCACGCAAGGACGCAUGAAGCGUAACAUUACCGUGGCCAUCAGCUCCGAGGGCUUCUAUCGCACGGGCAUUAUGUGCGACAUUGUGCAGCAUGCGAUGCUCAUACCGGUGCUCACUGGCCAUUUGCGGUUUCACAAGUCUCUGGAUUUGCUGGAGGAGAGCAUUGGCUAUAAGUUCAAGAAUCGUUAUUUGCUUCAACUGGCAUUGACACAUCCAUCCUACAAGGAGAACUAUGGCACUAAUCCGGAUCAUGCACGCAAUUCGCUUACGAAUUGCGGAAUACGACAGCCGGAAUACGGCGAUCGAAAGAUACACUAUAUGAACACACGCAAGCGUGGCAUUAAUACGCUGGUCAGCAUAAUGUCACGGUUUGGCAAGGAUCACGAGACCGUUUCGAAUAUUACGCAUAACGAACGCCUGGAAUUUCUUGGCGAUGCUGUUGUCGAGUUUCUGAGCUCCAUACAUUUGUUUUUCAUGUUUCCGGAGUUGGAGGAGGGCGGCCUGGCCACUUACCGCGCGGCUAUUGUUCAGAAUCAGCACCUGGCUUUGCUGGCAAAAAAAUUACAGCUCGAGGAAUUCAUGCUGUAUGCUCACGGCUCCGAUCUGUGUCAUGAGCUCGAGCUACGUCAUGCCAUGGCCAAUUGUUUUGAGGCCCUAAUGGGCGCUCUACUCCUAGAUGGUGGCAUCAAAGUGGCCGAUGAAGUGUUUACCGAUGCGCUGUUUCGGCAGGACGAGAAGCUGUUGAAAAUAUGGAAAAAUCUGCCGGAGCAUCCACUGCAGGAACAGGAACCGCUCGGCGAUCGUAGCUGCAUUGAUUCGUAUCGUGUCCUCAAGGAUCUGACCAAAUUUGAAGAUUCCAUUGGCAUUAAGUUUAAGCAUAUUCGUUUGCUGGCACGUGCCUUUACCGAUCGCUCAAUUGGCUUUACCCACUUGACGCUUGGUUCCAAUCAACGACUAGAGUUUCUCGGCGAUACUGUGUUGCAAUUGAUUUGCUCGGAAUAUUUAUACCGUCAUUUUCCGGAGCAUCAUGAGGGUCAUUUAUCCCUGCUUCGCUCCUCACUCGUCAACAAUCGCACUCAGGCCGUUGUCUGCGAUGAUUUGGGAAUGCCUAAGUACGCCGUCUAUGCCAAUCCUAAGGCCGACUUGAAGACCAAAGAUCGUGCUGAUCUGCUGGAAGCCUUCUUGGGCGCUUUGUAUGUCGACAAGGGACUGCUCUAUUGCGAACAGUUCUGCCAUGUCUGCCUCUUCCCACGCCUGCAGCUGUUCAUUAUGAAUCAGGACUGGAACGAUCCCAAGUCAAAGCUGCAACAGUGCUGUCUCACAUUGCGCACUAUGGAUGGCGGCGAGCCUGAUAUACCCUACUACAAGGUGGUCGAGGCUAGCGGACCCACAAAUACGCGCGUGUACAAAGUGGCUGUUUAUUUCCGCUCCAAGCGUUUGGCCACAGCCAGCGGCUCAUCCAUUCAACAGGCAGAGAUGAAUGCGGCUAAGCAAGCGCUGGAAAACUCGCGGGAUUUGUUUCCUCAGCUGGACCAUCAAAAGCGUGUCAUUGCCAAGAGCAUUAAGAAACAGACAGGCAGCGAAAUGGAUACCGAUGCCGAUAAGCCCCAAGACGAUAAGGCCAAGAAGCCUAAAUAUGCGCCGCCACUUGAGGAUGAGUCACACUUGCCCAAACAAUAUCGCAUGCAUGAGAAUAUAUCCAGCGACGAGUUGCCUGAAGAUGAUGACGAUGACAAUGUUGCUACUAAUAGACCCACUUCGCCAGUUCAAAUUUCAAGGAGAGCAAGUAGCAGCAGCAGCAAUAGUGAUACCGACAGCUCCAGUACACCGCCAAAGCGACGGCCUCGACUACAGGAAGCUUCGAUUUCUCCAGUAUCCUCGUCAUCUUUAUAAUUGUAAAUUUGUUAGCUUGUAACUAGUCCAUUUAUGAUAAAUAUAGCAAAAGCGAUCUUAGCACAGUGUC